GGCCAGCCAGUCCACACAGGAAGCUACUGCUGCAGUCAACCGUGUCCCUGUCCUUUAAUACACUGAGCUGCCACUUACUCUCAGAUAGCAGCACGUUCUCAAUCAGCUGUCCUUCAGAGGAAGGAGACGGGCAAGUGGGAGGAAGAAGGGGUGUAGAUUUAAAAGAAAAUAUGUAGUCAGAGUCAGUGUACACAAAGCCAUGAUUACACUUCCGUGUGGACAGAAUAGACGCUAAGCCAUCCGUCAAACUCUUGUGCAGUUAUCAGGUGAUCUAAGGUCUUUUUCAGCUUGCUCUGCUACCUUCUGGUUUCAUGCACGCUCCUGACCCUGAAUACUGAUUAGCCGGGAGGCUUUUUUCUCUCUCUCUCUCGUUCUCUCGCUCUCCGCGAAACACUAUCUUGAUUGUUAUGCCGUCUGUAGAAAAGCUUUUCCUCCCUGCUGUCUCUGGUGUAAAGGUCAUAUUACACCCAGCAGUCCUGGCUGUGUUGUCAGGGAACACAAAUACUUCUUAGUGGGUUAACGCUCUCUCUCUCUCGCUCGCUCGCUCUCUCUCUGAUUGUCCUUUUUCAUGCAUGGGCUAAACAGUCAUUGGAGGUGGAGCUGGCAGCGAUCCAUCAAGGCUGAAACUAGGGCAAGCAGAGGGAAAUGUAACCUAAACUCCAGGCUGAACCAAAGAGCACAGCCUCCCAGUGACUAGAGGAGAACUAUCUUUUGUAGUCUCGGCGGACUAGCUCGUGACUGCCCUGCUGCACACACAACACAGCGCCUUAUCCGCUGUGUUUUUAAACGGGCAGAAUGUAGGCGUCUGGGUCCUGCAACACAGCUGUUUAACUCAGGCCUGAGAGCGUUAAAUUGAGGCUUUGCUUCCAUUUCCUGUUUUUAUUUAUUUUUUCUGCCUACCUCAACUGCUUGGGAAACACAUUCGUAAAAGCACACUCAUAAUCGGGCAACCUGUGCUGUGCUCCGCUGCCUGAGCUUUGACCUCUGAACAGAGCCCAUUGUUGUCUGACGUCGGUUAGCGGAGUGUGCCUGUCGGCAGUGGCCAUUCAUGAUGCCUCAACCCACAGAGACGAGGCUAGAAGACGCCUGACCACAGAGAGUCUAACAUUCAUGAUACCUCAACCCACAGAGACGAGGCUGGAAGACGCCUGACCACAGAGAGUCUAACAUUCAUGAUACCUCAACCCACAGAGACGAGGCUAGAAGACGCCUGACCACAGAGAGUCUAACAUUCAUGAUGCCUCAACCCACAGAGACGAGGCUAGAAGACGCCUGACCACAGAGAGUCUAACAUUCAUGAUACCUCAACCCACAGAGACGAGGCUAGAAGACGCCUGACCACAGAGAGUCUAACAUUCAUGAUACCUCAACCCACAGAGACGAGGCUAGAAGACGCCUGACCACAGAGAGUCUAACAUUCAUGAUGCCUCAACCCACAGAGACGAGGCUAGAAGACGCCUGACCACAGAGAGUCUAACAUUCAUGAUGCCUCAACCCACAGAGACGAGGCUAGAAGACGCCUGACCACAGAGAGUCUAACAUUCAUGAUACCUCAACCCACAGAGACGAGGCUAGAAGACGCCUGACCACAGAGAGUCUAACAUUCAUGAUGCCUCAACCCACAGAGACGAGGCUAGAAGACGCCUGACCACAGAGAGUCUAACAUUCAUGAUACCUCAACCCACAGAGACGAGGCUAGAAGACGCCUGACCACAGAGAGUCUAACAUUCAUGAUACCUCAACCCACAGAGACGAGGCUAGAAGACGCCUGACCACAGAGAGUCUAACAUUCAUGAUACCUCAACCCACAGAGACGAGGCUAGAAGACGCCUGACCACAGAGAGACAACCCGAGAGUAGCUGAAAUGGACGACGUAGAGAUGCAGAUGGAGUCUCCGGUCUCCACGCCCGCCACUCCACCCCUCCAUCUCAUGGUGCCGGUGGGCAACAGCAAUGACAGCAUCGCCUCACCCUGUGAGCAGAUCAUGGUGCGCACGCGCUCAGUGGCGUCCAACACGACAGACAUGGCCUUGGCCACGGAGCCCGAGUGUCUGGGGCCCUGCGAGCCUGGGACCAGCGUUAACCUGGAGGGUAUCGUCUGGCAGGAGACCGAGGACGGCAUGCUGGUAGUUAACGUGACCUGGAGAAACAAGACCUAUGUAGGCACCCUCCUGGACUGCACCAGACACGACUGGGCCCCGCCAAGGUUCUGUGAGUCUCCCACCAGUGACUUGGAGAUGAGGAACGGCCGGGGCCGGGGAAAGAGGAUAAGGCCUAAUGGAAACACACCCGUCAACGAGAAUAGCAACUCGUCAGACAACAAGGGCAGCGGCACCAGCAAGACGCGCGCCGCCAACAGCAGCAGCAAGGGCCGGCGGGGCACGCCGCCCAACAGCAACACAGAAGACAUCAAAGCCAGCCCUUCGUCAGCUAACAAGCGCAAGAACAAGCCCGCUUCAGACAUGGAGCCCAACUCCAGCUCGGAGGACACCAAGGGCAGCAAACGCAUGCGCACCAACUCCAACAGCGGCCCUGGAGGAGUGCCCCAGCCACCUCACGCCGUCCUCCCUGGCAAACCCAGCAUAAAGAUGGAGCCACUGCCCCCGCAGCAACUCGACCGCAACUGCCCUUCGCCGGUGCUCAUUGACUGCCCGCACCCCAACUGCAACAAGAAGUACAAGCACAUUAAUGGCCUCAAGUACCACCAGGCCCGUGCCCACAAUGAUGAUGACAUCAAGCUGGACAUGGACGGGGACAGUGAGUACGGGGAGGACUCUACGCUCCACCCCGAUCCGAGCAGCUGCAAUGGGGCCUCCAUCUCUCAAAAGGGCUGCUUGUCACCGGCCCGCUCAGUCACGCCCAAGGGUAGGGGCUUUGAGGCCCAGACUCCGUCGCCCUCCUCGGGUAAGUUUGGCUCCAAGCAGGGUAAAAAGAAGCCCUGCGAGGUCGAUCUAGAGGCAGGGGGCAUGCCCAUGGAUGGCUGUGAGGACGGGCCCUGCCUAACGGACGAGGCCAGCAACGACGGCAUGGACGACAAGAAGGACAAGGCCAAGAAGACGGGUAGCGGCUCCAAGGCAGAUAAGCUGGCCCAGAAGGGCAUGAAAUCAACGCGGCCCAUCGCCCCGACCAUACCACCUCAGCAGCUCUACUCCCUACAGACGGCAGGCGGCUUCCCUGCAGCCAGCCCUGGCUCCACCCCUGCCAUUGGUUCAGCAGUUCAGUCUAUCCCCAAGAGCCCUCAGCUGAAAGCGAUCCAGCCCAAGCCCUCGGCCCUGGGAGACCCCUCGUCUGUGAACCCAGCGCUGAGCGGCUCCAAGGACAAGAAGAAGAAAGACAAGAAGAAGAAGGAGGCAGGAAAGGAGGGAGAUAGCCCCAAAGGGAAAGGGGGAAAGCCAGAGGAAGGCAAGAGCCCGUACUCUGAAUCUUCGGACCCGGGGAGCAAAGGCGACGGGCUGCUGAACGGCUCAUCAGACCCCCACCAGAGCCGGCUGGCCAGCAUCAAGGCCGAGGCGGACAAGAUCUACAGCUUCACCGACAACGCUCCCAGUCCCUCCAUCGGCGUGGCCAGCAGGAUAGAGGCUGGUGGCAUGGCCCAGCCCCUCACCCCACUCCAUGUGGUCACACAGAACGGAGCCGACAACUCCUCGGUGAAGACCAACAGCCCGGCCUACUCUGACAUAUCGGAUGCGGGCGAGGACGGCGAGGGCCGGGUGGAGGGCGUCAAGGGAGUCAAGUCCGAGGAGCAGGCCACCCGAGAGGGGGCCAAGAAGGCCCUGUUCCCCACCCAAACAGCCAGCAAGGAGUCCCCCUACUAUCCCGGCUACGAGAAUUACUACUCCCCAAACUACGCCAACCCUAACCCUAGCCCGGGGGUAUUGGCCACGGGGGGCACGCAACAGGAGGGGGCCCAGGUCAAGGUGAAAAAAGAGGAGCAGGAGGAGCGUAAGGUCAAGCAGGAGCAGCAGGAGGAGCGUAAGGUCAAGCAGGAGCAGCAAGAGGAGCGUAAGCCCGAGAUAGGUGCCUCUGGACCGGGGCAACAGCAGCAGCAACAGGCCUCGGUCAUCCAGCAGCGCUCCAACAUGUAUAUGCAGCCUCUCUACUACAACCAGUAUGCCUACGUCCCCCCGUACGCCUACCACCCGGACCAGGCCUACCACAACCACCUGCUGAACACCAACCCGGCCUACCGACAGCAGUACGAUGAGCGGCAGAGGCAGGUGGUAGCCGAGCAGCACCGCGCCGCCGAGAAGAAAUCAGACGCUGCUGGAAAGGAGCGAGAGCGAGAGGGCUCCUCAGGGAAGGAGCGGGGUGAGGAAUGGAAGCAGAAGGCUUUGGUGCCCCCCACCCUCUCCAAGGCUCCCAGUGUCACAGAUCUGGGCAAAGGCGGGCCGCCCCAGGGCAAGCCGCCCAAAGAGCCCUCGUCCUCCUCGGAGCAGACCAAGUCAUCGGUCAUCAUGCCCAAGGGGGAGGACGCCAAGGCGCCGGCCCAGCAGGCUGAGGGGCUGAAGAUGAAGCUGAGUGAAGGAGGGCACCACGGGAAGGGGGAUGAACCCAAGGCGGGCAUGGAGUCCGGCAGGCCCUCGGCCAUGGAACAGGCCAUGUGGUACAGACAGGAGCCUGACUCGCGGCUGUGGCCUUACCUCUACCCCAGCAAAUACCCUGAGGCUCAGAAACCACAGGACGUGGAGCGCCACAGGGAAAGAGACAGAGACCGAGGAGAGCGGGACAGAGACAACAGAGACCGGGAACGAGACAGAGACCGAAAGGGCAAGGAGGGCAGGGAAGAGAGGGCUCGGCCCAAAGACGCAACCCCGAAGGAGGAGAGCAAAGAGGGGGUUGAGCCCCGGUUGUCUUUGGCUUUGGAGGAACACCGGGGGGUGGGAAAGGACCCAAGGGCCACCGCUGGCCACAUGCAGUUCUCCUCUCCCAUGGCCCAGCACCAAGGCUACAUGCCUUACAUGCAUGGAGCCUACGCCUACGGCCAGGGCUAUGACCCCAGCCACCCGGGCUACCGCGGGAUGCCAUCAGUCAUGAUGCAGAACUACCCUGGGUCCUACUACUCCUUCUCCCCCUAUGGCAGUAAGAUGGGGCCGGGCGAGGAAGGCGGCGAGAAGGCGAUGCGGGCCAGCCCCACGGUCAGUGGCAAGUCGUCCUCCGAGGCCAAGGCCCUGGACAUCCUUCACCAGCACGCCAGCCAGUACAAGAGCAAGUCGCCCACGGUCAGCGACAAGACCUCCUCGCAUGACCGGGAACGGGAGCGCUCUGUGGCCGAGCGCGAGCGAGACAUGGACCGGCCGCGUUCCUCUCCCUCGCAGCGCAUCAUGCCUUCCCAUCACCACCUGGGCUACCCGCUGCUCUCGGGGCAGUAUGACCUGUCCUACGCCACAGGUCUCUCUUCAUCAGCCAUAGUUGCCAGUCAACAAGCCUCCUCCCCCUCCAUGUACCCCCCCGCACGGAGAUGAGAAUGAGAGACCUGAUUGGCAGACCUCGACCUUGCUUGUAGCCAUGUGACGGGAUCACACGAAGAAGCCUGCUGCAGAGCUCAUUUUAAGACAUCAGUUCAAUGGUGUUUGGUGUAUUUUUUUGUUUCUUCCUGGUUGUUCCGGAUGUUCUGCUUCCUCCUCCCUCCGCGAGUGGGAUGGCCACCCUACGGCAAGGCUUCCCGUGGCUGGGUUGAGGGCUCGCCGAGCCCCCUCUGGCCGGCCAGCCGGUCACUCCUUUGCACCGCUCACGUGAUGGACUAAAAGGUCUGAGGAGCGGCCUGACGUGGCUGACGCGUUCUCAUGGAGUGAGGCCUUAUCACACGGACAGCCAUAUUGGAAGUGGAGAGUGCAGAUGGGAGAGGGGGUCGAUCAGAAACAUACUGGAUUACGUUUGAAAUCACUACAUAGAGAUAUGGACCUAUAGGAUUGAUGGCUGACCCUGAGCCUUAGAGUAAUAGGGUUGCAGCUUGACUUGUUUCAUCCAUCCACCAAACUACCCACUGACCCGGAGGACAUUUUAAAACAUUCUUUGCAAUGGACCCAUUUUAUUUCGUUCAGUUUUGUUGUUGUUGGUGGGGUGGGGGGGGUCGUUGUUUGGGCCAGAGGAGGGGUGACUGAAAGGGGAGCGACUGGUUUUCAUUGUCUCCAUCCCUCUCCACCACUCUGGGCUUUCUAUGCAAGCCGAAGCUGCUCUUCUCCUUAUACUGACAGAGACAGCCCUCCUCUUCCUCUGUUCAGGUACAGGGGGAGGAACAUUCAAGUUCACACUCUGUUGAAUCUGUAGUUGUUUGUGUGAAAAGUUAUCAAUGGCCUACUUGAGUUCAUUCAGAGAGUAAAACUAUCCGUGUUUGUUUUGUUGAGUUUUAUUUGUGUGUGUCGUUCGUUCCACAGCAUUAGUCUCAUCACUAUUCAUGUUUUUGUAUUAUUUUAGCAGUUUAUUUGAUAGAUUUUUUUCUUCAUGUCUUGUUGGCUUGACGACCAUGUUUCCAUCUCACUCUGACCCAGUGGUAAAACAGACUCCUUUGGCUGUUUGCGUCUGUGUUGAACGCUACUGACCUUUCUGUGGUGGCGGUGACAGCUGUCUCCUGGUUUCCUUUCCCAAAGGGUCAUCCAGUUUACAAAGUAGCUCCAAUGCAUCUGCUCCAGCUCCCAGCUGCUCAGCAAGGGCCCCGGCUUAAAGGGAGAGGAUAUAUUUGUGCCUGGAGGUACUUUGGCUUAGAGAGAAGAGGAAGGGAGAGGAGCGGGGAUGUACCAUCCUGGUGCUCUCCAAGCUCUGUGACCCGGCAGGUUGCGCUGAUCAGAGGAGCUGACUGGACUCUUCAGAUGCUGCUUCUAGUUCCAUCCAUCUUCACUGGGCACUGCAGAGGCUGGAGGAGGAGAGGGGUUCCCAGACAGGCAGCCAGACAGACAGGCAGCCAGACAGACAGGCAGCCAGACAGACAGGCAGGCAGGCAGCCCAGGUCGUAAAGUGCACAAGGCUUUUGUUUUGUCUGUUUGUGCACAGUGUCUGGGACCUACAUGACUAUGUAUGAGAACGGUCUGCAAGCCACAGUCUCACCAAACUGCAUCAUGAAUUAUCUGCAGUCCUCCCUCAUCAAUGGGACAUGUAAGAACACAAAGGAAACUCUCUAGAGCUGACAGUGGAUGCUCAGUAGAUAUGACUGCUGCACUCUCUCUCUGUGCUGGCCUGUAGUGAUGGAGAGACGGGCAGCUCUCUCUCUCUGUUCUGGCCUGUGGUGAUGGAGAGACGGGCAGCUCUCUCCCCCUGUAGUGAUGGAGAGACAGGCAGCUCUCUCCCUCUGUUCUGGCCUGUAGUGAUGGAGAGACGGGCAGCUCUCUCUCUCUGUUCUGACCUGUAGUGGUGG
Molecule: messenger RNA, 7347 nt
Organism: Salmo salar (Atlantic salmon)
Lineage: Eukaryota; Metazoa; Chordata; Actinopteri; Salmoniformes; Salmonidae
Product: zinc finger protein 609
Biological process (GO): regulation of transcription by RNA polymerase II
Cellular component (GO): nucleus
Source: RefSeq, a predicted model, not a curated record